AUGCGACAUGUCUAUGAUGCUUCCAAGUCCAAGGAGACUGUAAUUGGAAAGGCUGAUGAGACAGUUGAAAGACGAGAUAGAAAUUCAGAUGCCAGAAAGUCAACAAGGGAUGAUUCACCAAGCCGAAGUACGAGGCAUAGGCCAGAUAAGAAUGAUAGAAACAAUAAUACAAAGAACCAUACAGGGAAAGACAAUGAUAGGGUAGUGGAAAGUUUUAAGGAAGGAACGGAUAAGAAGGGAGAUGAGGACCAUAGAAGGCAUGAAGAAAGGCAUGCAAGAAAUAAAAGUUUCUUUGAUCUUCUCUGCUAUCCGAAUGCCAAAGAAUUGCAUAAACAUAAAGAUUUGAAAACUCCAACUGCUGAUAUGGAUUCUUUAUCCAUUGAGAGGAUAAAAGAUUUGAGCUCACCUAUUAUUGAAGUCAGGGGAUUCCAAAACUUGAUUGAAGUGAAAGUAAGUGAGGUGAAAGAGAGUGUUGGGACUUUUAGUUCCACUGUAUACCAAUGUAGUGUGGAUUCUUAUAGAAGAUUUGAUGAUUCUGUCAUGUUUACUAGAGUUGCUGAGAAACACCGAUGCCUUCUUAAUGCAUUUGUUAAGCAGAACCCUGGCUUGUUGGAAAGAUCGCUCUCUAUGAUGCUAAAAGCUCCCGAUUGA
Molecule: messenger RNA, 651 nt
Organism: Fraxinus pennsylvanica
Lineage: Eukaryota; Viridiplantae; Streptophyta; Magnoliopsida; Lamiales; Oleaceae
Source: the annotation of a GenBank genome assembly